Molecule: messenger RNA, 2438 nt
Organism: Dama dama (fallow deer)
Lineage: Eukaryota; Metazoa; Chordata; Mammalia; Artiodactyla; Cervidae
Gene: EFEMP2
Product: EGF containing fibulin extracellular matrix protein 2
Exons: 12
Coding region: 170-1843 (557 amino acids)
Molecular function (GO): calcium ion binding
Source: RefSeq, a predicted model, not a curated record
UCCAGCACGCCCGAGUUCAGCCCUGCCCGCCUUCUCAGGGGCUUCCAUUCAUUCUCGGCCAAAUGUGAAUUGCCGCCCCCGCCUCAAUCUGAUGUAGUCUCGCGGACUGAGGACUCGGAGGAGGCAGUUCUGGAGUGAAGGGGCCGCCUGGCUGACGACAACCCUGGGGAUGGAGGGGAGAAGGGACCGAGAUGGACAGUUCUGGACCCGGGAGCAUCUUUUCUUAGGGCGAGGGUCUGGGAACCCUGGACAAAGUUUUGGUAUUUCCAGAGUGACUGUCCAGGUGUCCAGAAUCACAUUCCGGAGGGUGCAGAGUGAGAAUCCGGAAGUCCCAGGGUUAUUUGGUGGGGUCCAGAUGCCCAGGGUGACAUUCUGGGAGGCGCAGAGUCUGGGGCCGCCGGCAUUGCGGUGUGGGUGCCCAAGAAUUCCUGGGGCACAAAUUAGGCACUGCCGAAGCCAGCCGAGCCGCCGGAGCCGCGGGCCGCGGGGCCGUCGCGGGCCCAACCCCAGGAUGCUCCCCUUCGCCUCCUGCCUCCCCGGGUCUCUACUGCUCUGGGCGCUGCUGCUGUUGCUCUUGGGAGCAGCGUCUCCCCAGGAUUCCGAGGAGCCCGACAGCUACACGGAAUGCACAGAUGGCUAUGAGUGGGACCCUGACAGCCAGCACUGCAGGGAUGUCAAUGAGUGCCUGACCAUUCCUGAGGCCUGCAAGGGGGAAAUGAAAUGUAUCAACCAUUACGGGGGCUACUUGUGCCUGCCCCGCUCGGCUGCUGUCAUCAAUGACCUACAUGGAGAGGGGCCCCCACCGCCCGUGCCCCCUGCCGAGCACCCCCACCCCUGCCUCCCGGGCUAUGAGCCCGACGAGCAAGAGAGCUGCGUGGACGUGGACGAGUGUGCCCAGGCCCUGCACGACUGCCGCCCCAGCCAGGAGUGCCAUAACCUGCCUGGCUCCUACCAGUGUACCUGUCCCGACGGCUAUCGCAAGAUCGGGCCCGAGUGUGUGGAUAUAGACGAGUGUCGGUACCGCUACUGCCAGCACCGUUGCGUGAACCUGCCUGGCUCCUUUCGCUGCCAGUGUGAGCCAGGCUUCCAGCUGGGGCCCAACAACCGCUCCUGUGUGGAUGUGAACGAAUGUGACAUGGGGGCUCCAUGUGAGCAGCGCUGCUUCAACUCCUAUGGGACCUUCCUGUGUCGCUGCCACCAGGGCUAUGAGCUGCACCGGGAUGGCUUCUCCUGCAGUGAUAUCGAUGAGUGCAGCUACUCCAGUUACCUCUGCCAGUACCGCUGUGUCAACGAGCCAGGCCGCUUCUCCUGCCACUGUCCACAGGGCUACCAGCUGCUGGCCACGCGCCUGUGCCAAGACAUUGACGAGUGUGAGUCGGGUGCACACCAGUGCUCUGAGGCCCAGACUUGUGUCAACUUCCACGGGGGCUACCGCUGUGUGGACACCAACCGCUGUGUGGAGCCUUACGUCCAGGUGUCCGACAAUCGCUGUCUCUGUCCGGCCUCCAACCCCCUGUGCCGGGAGCAGCCCUCAUCCAUCGUGCACCGCUAUAUGAGCAUCACCUCGGAGCGGAGCGUACCGGCGGACGUGUUCCAAAUCCAAGCAACCUCCGUCUACCCUGGUGCCUACAAUGCCUUUCAGAUCCGUGCUGGAAACUCGCAGGGAGACUUCUACAUUAGGCAAAUCAACAAUGUCAGCGCCAUGCUGGUCCUCGCGCGGCCCGUGACAGGCCCCCGGGAGUACGUGCUGGACCUGGAGAUGGUCACCAUGAACUCCCUCAUGAGCUACCGGGCCAGCUCUGUACUGAGACUCACCGUCUUCGUGGGGGCCUACACCUUCUGAGGGGUGGGUGGGGGGCCCUCAGGGAAGGGGAGGUUCUCUGUAGCUGAGGAGCCUGGGGCUCAGGGAUGACUGUGUUCUGCUAAAAGGGAAGAUGCUCUUGUGAAGGGUAGUAGAGAGAGAAAGGCAAUAAAGGGAGAAAGAAGGAGUUCUGGUGGCUGAGGUGGGUGGGUCACACUGCAGUGAACCCCAGAGCGGGGAAAGGCCAGACUUACGGGAGGCGGGCCACACCCACCUAAAGGCGGGCGUGUUUCUGCCCAGGCUGAAGGGCCCCAUUGACAGGAGCUGGGAGCUGCACCCCCAAGGCUGGGACUGGCCUACAUACCAUGGGCACCAGAAUCACCCAAGAAGGGAGGAGGUAACGAGGCUGCAGACUCUAGGCCCCAGCCCAGAAACUUGGACUUGGCUGGUCUGCAGCGGGCCUGAAGAAUCCUGCUCUAGCCAGUGCCAGGAGGCCCUAGGUUUCCAUCCCAGCUUGGGCUCAAACUAUCAGUGUGGAGAAAUCCUAGCAGCUUUCUGAGUCUCAGUGUUCCAAUCCGUAAAAUGAGGCCACUGGAUUGUUAGCGCUUUAUAAACUUUUCUUUUCCAAGCUACAGAA